Molecule: messenger RNA, 1051 nt
Organism: Adineta steineri
Lineage: Eukaryota; Metazoa; Rotifera; Eurotatoria; Adinetida; Adinetidae
Source: the annotation of a GenBank genome assembly
AUGCAGUUUGAUAAACAAAUUCAAAUUCAAUAUCUUGGUAAUAUAUCAUCAUGGGAUGUGCCGAUAUUUGGCUUAAUAUUUGUUUCAAUAAUGAUUCAUACUUUAUUCUUUUGCUUUCUUCCAUCAUCAAUAACACCAAUGAUUAAAAGUUAUAUUAUAUCAACAUUUCACGCUUUGAUAGCUGGCGGUGGAAUUUAUGGUACCGGUGAUGAAAUUAUGAUAUAUAGUUUAUGUUAUUCAUUUGGAUAUUUUAUCUAUGAUUUAUUAAUAAUGUUAUUUUAUAAAUCAGUAAGAACAAAUACAGCAUUAAUACAUCAUAUCUUACUUAUAUCUGUAUUAUCUUUAGGUAUUUUGAAUUGUGUUUGCCGUCCAUGUCAUUUUUAUUUACUAUUUGAAGAAUUAUCAACAAUUGCAUUAAAUUUAAAAACUAUCUAUUAUGAUCGAACUAAUUUACAUAAUACGUUUACGAUGUUAUUUGUCGUUAGUUUCUUUCUAUGUCGUAUUAUAUAUGGAUCGAUUAUAUGUGGUUAUGCACUACGAAGUGCUGGAUUAUUUGCUCAAAUGGCAUUGGAUAUAGGUGAUUUAAAAAAUACUUUUUUUGUAUUAUUACAAAUUUCAUUAUGUGUUUUAUCAAGAAUACUUAAUUUCUAUUGGGCAAUUUUGAUUUUACGAAAAAAUGUUUCGUUCAAAACGAUCAAAAACAAAACAUGAGAGUUUAAAUAAGAAAACAUUAUAAAUUUAUAGUAUUAAGAAACAAUUUGUAUUCUUUAUCUUUAGAAUAAAACAUAUAUAUAGAAAUGUUUCACAUUUGUUAAAUAUUAAAUUCCACCGAUUUCGUAUCAAUCAAAAUCUGCAAAGACAAUACAAAAAGCAAAAGAUCUAUUAAUUAAUAUAGAAUUUUGAAUGUACGAUUUUAUUUGCUAUUGACUACAAUGGUCAUUGGUGUAACAGUAUUUUUCCGAUGUAUAAGUAGUUUGUGUAUAAGUCGAUAAAGAAGUUCAAUUAAUUCAAUGACACUCAAUACACUUAAACCAAUCCAUCUAAAUAUAAA